Messenger RNA from Durusdinium trenchii, 634 nucleotides. The record is from the annotation of a GenBank genome assembly. NCBI's taxonomy places the organism in Eukaryota, Dinophyceae, Suessiales, Symbiodiniaceae.
GGGCUGGUUACGAGAACCACGCGUCAGGGGACCCGGACGUACUGGACGAGGUGCUGCAGGGUGAUAUAAGCGUUCAACGUUCAUCACGGAAGCGCGUUCACGGAAGCCACCUUGCUGAUCCGCACGGAGGUGCACAAGGCGCAACUUCUUCGAGCGAGCAACAACGCCCGGAUCAUGAUCAGGCUCAAGUUUCUUCUAUUCACGAAAGGACAUCGAAACCUGCACGACUCCAGCUCCCGGUCCUUUCGCGAGUUCCGCUCGCUGCGGAAGCUGGCGCCCCAUGGCUUGCACGUGGAGUCCCCAGAUGAUGUGGAGAUUGAAGCUUUUGAGCCCGCGCAGGACGUCUCGGGACAUGACACCGUUCCGAUGGCAUUGCGGGGUGAGAGCUUCCACGUGAGCACGCCGGUGGAGCCAGAUCUAAGGGCUGCUGCCAGUGCGGAGCCAAGCGCCCCCUCCGUGGCACAGAUGGCAGUGGAGCCUCAAGAGGCUGCAGCAAUUUGAGUUGAGCGUGGGUUGAGGUCAGUCAGUCAAAGCACUAGACAGCGCCUGAUGGGUGUAGCGACAGCGCGUCGCGAGACCUCAUGCGCAAUGGCAACUACUGCAGCAGUGUGAACAUGACCUCAGCAGUUGUGGG